This is a messenger RNA of Dreissena polymorpha, 1234 nucleotides long. RefSeq lists its product as uncharacterized. The transcript has 9 exons. The annotation marks the transcript as partial. Lineage: Eukaryota; Metazoa; Mollusca; Bivalvia; Myida; Dreissenidae. The record is from RefSeq and is a predicted model, not a curated record.
UUCCACCGUAUUCGCGUCCACAGCCCUCGUGGCAUGCAAGGACGGAUACGUGAUCGGCAACGUCACGCGGCAAGGGAACAUGGAAUGCCAAGCGGAUGGCUCUUGGAAACCUUCAAUAACUUGCACAUUAUACGACUGCGGUUCACCACCAGUUCCGCAAAACGCAAAUGUUCAGCUAUAUGGAAAGGUUACCUAUGGAACGCUUGCUGCGUUAUCGUGCAAAACAGGGUACAAACCUCAAAGCACCAACUACAUUGUUUGUCUCGUCGGCGGUUGGACACCAAGUAGUCUCACGUGUCAGAUAAAAACAUGUCCGGAUGUACCAGUCCUGCCGAACGGUGAGGUGACACUCACUACCGGAGAAAUCACGUACAACUCCACCGCCACUCUGCGGUGUAAAAGCGGCUACGUUGUAUCGGGGCCAAAUGUGUCCGUCUGUCAAGAGAUUGUGGAGCCGUUCCUGUUAUUCCGAAUGGAAUCAUCACAGCUCUCACCGGAAACUAGUGCACCAACAUCUAGCACUGAACAAACCACUGCUACUUCCAGUGAACCAACAUCUAGCACUGAACAAACCACUACUACUAGUGCACCAGCAUCUAGCGCUGAAACUAGUGCAUCAACAUCUAGCACUGAACAAACCACUGCUACUUCCAGUGAACCGACAUCUAGUACUGAACAAACCACUACUACUAGUGCACCAGCAUCUAGCACUGAAGUUACCACUACUACAAACCCAACCACUACUUCUAGUGCACCAACAUCAAUCACUGAACCAACCACUACUACUAGUUCACCAGCAUCUAUUACAGACCCAACCACUACUACAACAUCUAGCACAGACCCAACCACUCCUACUAGUGCACCAACAUCUAGCACAGACCCAACCACUGCUACUAGUGCACCAACACCUAGCACAGACCCAACCACUACUACAAACCCAAUCGCUUCAACUAGUGCACCAACAUCUAUAACAGACCCAACCACUACUAGUGCACCAGCACCUAGCACAGACCCAACCACUACUACAAGUGCACGAACAUCUAGCACUGAACCAACCUCUACUACAAUAGCACCAAUAUCUAGCACUGAAUCAACCACUACUCCUAGUGCACCAACAUCAAUCACUGAACCAACCACUCUUUCUAAUGCACCAAUAUCAAUCACUGAACCAAUCACUACUACUAGUUCACCAACAUCGAUCACUGAACCAACCACUACUACAAGUGCACCAACA